AUUAAAUGUCACUUCUGAGUUUUGGCGUGAUUGUGGAAUUAAUUUUUAAAUGAGCAUUCUUCUAAUAUUUGGACAAAAUGAACCAUAUUUUUCUGUUUAAGUCAUUAUACCUCACAUAUAUUUAUAUAUUAAAUAUUACAACAUCUAGCGCAGUUAAUACUCCAUAAAGAAUAAAUAAGUCAUUCAUAGGUAUAAUGUAAAUAGUGAACAGUGUUAUCGAAAACCAUUGCUGCUUUGAUCAUUAUUUACUAGUCAUUCAAUUUAGCUUCUAGUUUACAUAUAUUGUGAGUGAAAGAAAUAAUGGAAUAAAAUUCAUUAAUAUUAUGUAUGACACUUACGAAUUCGAAGAUAGAAACAUGAGAGGUACUCUUCGGGAUUGGAGGAAGGCGCUCCGUACGCCUGCGACUUAUCGAGUCGGGAACACAGUUAGGAUUCAACCCCAGUUUGUGUUUCUAAUAGCUUUAGUCGGAGUAUUUUUGUUAGUGUUAUUUUAUUACAAUUGGUGGACUACAGACCAAACCCAUGUAACACAUAAAUGGACGAGUAUUUCACGACGAUACAAUAGAACAUAUCCAUUUUCUCAGCCAGUGCACAAUGGUGAUCUAGUGACAUUUCGGUUUGGUAUAGUAGCCGAUUUAGAUACAAAUUCUAAAAGUAGCACAAAGCCACAUACUUAUGUUAGUUAUUUAAAGAAAGGGUAUCUUGUUUAUGAUAAGAAAAAGCAAUAUGUGAAUGUGAAUUGGGACCUAACACCAGCAAUACAACUUUCUUCAACAUACUCUCAUAAAGGAAGAGGCAUGGAGCUAUCGGAGCUGAUUAUUUAUGAUGGCAGAUUGCUCACCUUUGAUGAUCGCUCUGGUAUGGUCUUCGAAAUCAUAAACAAUAAAGUUGUGCCCUGGGUGAUAUUGACAGAUGGAAAUGGAUAUGCUGAAAAAGGUUUUAAAUCUGAAUGGGCAACAGUGAAAGAUGACAUCUUAUAUGUUGGCUCUAUGGGCAAAGAGUGGACUACUGCGGCAGGAAACUUCCAGAGUUAUGACCCAAUGUGGGUGAAGGCAAUCAAUAUGAAUGGAGAGGUUCAACACCUGAGCUGGGUAAAUCAAUAUAAAUCAAUCCGAAGCUCCAUUGGCAUCCAAUGGCCAGGGUACAUGAUCCACGAGUCAGGAGUGUGGUCAUCUGUUACUCAGAAAUGGCACUUCUUGCCCCGGAGAUGUAGCCACGAUGCCUACAAUGAAACCUUGGAUGAAGUGAGGGGAUGCAACUAUUUGAUCACAGCUGAUAGUGAAUUCAAGACUAUACAGGCAUUUGAGAUCACAAAACGUCAACCUAAAUAUGGCUACUCAUCAUUCAAAUUUAUUCCUGGAACUAAUGAUGAAGCUAUCGUUGCGUUGAAGAGUACAGAGUUCGAAGGGAAGACUGCCACAUACAUAAGUGCAUUUAAAACUGAUGGUACUGUAUUACUUCAUGACUCACUUGUAGAGAACCUCAAGUAUGAAGGAUUGGAGUUUUUAUAAUGUUUUUAGUUAUGGUGAAUAUAGCUAUCAGACUUUAUCAAAAGUAAAGUGAGUAAUAGCUAAAGUGUCCAAUAACACAACACGGGGAUUGGGCAUUGUUAGGCUCAAAUAGAAAUUCGUUAUUACAGGAAUUGACAAAAAUUUAAACUAGAGCAUUUAAUAGGUAUUAAUAAAAAAAUUACGACGU
Plodia interpunctella (Indianmeal moth) is the source of this 1698-nucleotide messenger RNA. RefSeq lists its product as uncharacterized. Bases 324 to 1511 code for a protein of 395 amino acids. Lineage: Eukaryota; Metazoa; Arthropoda; Insecta; Lepidoptera; Pyralidae. The transcript has 4 exons. Gene Ontology annotation, molecular function: GDP phosphatase activity; UDP phosphatase activity; calcium ion binding. The record is from RefSeq and is a predicted model, not a curated record. Gene Ontology annotation, biological process: proteoglycan biosynthetic process.